Molecule: messenger RNA, 1347 nt
Organism: Cryptosporidium muris RN66
Lineage: Eukaryota; Apicomplexa; Conoidasida; Eucoccidiorida; Cryptosporidiidae
Product: folate/biopterin transporter family protein
Exons: 5
Coding region: 1-1347 (448 amino acids)
Cellular component (GO): membrane
Source: RefSeq, a predicted model, not a curated record
AUGGCGUCUAUUAGUCACCAAAAUGAAAUUUUAUCUUUACUAGAUGAGGGGAGAUCUCUAAAGAGCAAACUCACAUUUAGCACAUUAUUGGAAUCCCUAACUAUGGCUAAAUUUGUUAUUUUUCUUGUUGGGUUCUCUGAGGGUCUUACUCAUUUAGCUGCACUGGCUAUUUAUUAUUUAUUCAAAGAUGAUUUAUAUCUGUCACCAGCAGGAGUUUCCGCAAUUUUUGCAAUACCUGCACUUCCUUGGUUCUUAAAACCACUAUUUGCAUUUUGCAGUGAUUCAGUACCUAUUAAAGGUAUGAGACGAAAGCCGUAUCUAUUAAUUUUCUCAACAUUGGAAAUUAUUGGUUUUAUCAUGCUUGCAACUAUGCCCAACACAGUCCUUGCAGCUGCUACAAGUCUAUUUCUUAUUUCUCUAAGUGCAGCUUUUUGCAGUAGUAUAGCUGAAGCACUCGUAGUACAAACUUCAGACUCAAGUAAUGGAGUUGAAACUGUCUCAGAUUAUUUCGGGUCUAAAGCUUUUGGUGCACUAGCUACAGCCUAUUUUUCAGGAUCUCUAUUGGAAAGAUAUAGCAAACAGGAUAUUUUUCUCAUAACAUCAUUUUUCCCUUUGCUAGUAUUUUUUGCUAGUUUAAUAAUGUAUGAGGAAGUUCACCCUAGAGCUACAUCAGUAAAACAAAAAUUACAAUCUUUGAUCGAAUUUCUCAGGAAACCAAUAAUUUGGGGUCCGGCAUUGUAUAUUAUGAUUUAUACAUCUGGUCCUGACUAUGAUGAUGCUAUGUUCUUUUAUUUUACCAAUAGAUUGGGUUUUUCACCAACUUUCAUGGGAAGCUUACGUUUGACUUAUGGAAUAGCUGGCAUUAUUGGCAUUAUACUAUAUCGUAUACUUUUGAGGAAAACUCCAUUCAGAGAUAUACUUCUAUGGACUACUCUCAUCUCAUUACCUAUAUAUGUAACUCCAUUCCUAUUGGUAACUGGGGUUAACCUAGAUUUAGGUAUUUCCAAUAGAAUAUUUGCUCUCUCUGGAGGAUUUCUUAUAGAAGCCAUUUCAGAAGUUCAGCUUCUGCCUUUAUUAGUUAUGACAACACAGUUAUGUCCCAAAGGUCUUGAAGGAUCUGUAUAUGCUGUUAUGAUGUCAAUAAGGAACCUUGGUACUGGAGUUUCCAAAGUACUCUCAGCUGGAUUGACAUACUCACUUGGUAUUACGUCUUAUAACUUUUCUAAUCUGGGACUAUUGAUAUGGUUAUGCGCAGUGUUCCUCCUUCUACCUUUGCUAUUUCUUCACUUGGUAAGUCUUACAAUCUCCCUUCUGAAUAUUACUUCAUCAAAUUGUAAAUAUAUAUAG